This is a messenger RNA of Haemonchus placei, 1590 nucleotides long. Lineage: Eukaryota; Metazoa; Nematoda; Chromadorea; Rhabditida; Trichostrongylidae. The record is from the annotation of a GenBank genome assembly.
UUAUUGUUUAGUUGGAUUCUUGAAAAGAUUCAAUCGCUGAAGAGGCGAAGGCAUGUUCCCCGUUUUUCGAUCGGUGAUGAGGACUAUGAGGUUUUCGCUCCAGUGACUACUGAUGCUUGCACACAAACAUCAACUGAUGAAAAUCCGCAGCAAGUCAGCGAAUCAUCUCCGAAAUCUCUUGAUGAGCUUUCUCGUGAUUGGAACGAAGGUAAGGCUCUUUCUGCAUUUGAUGCUCUCCGUCUCGUUAAACGUGGCAUCGUCAAAUGUCGUGAAUUGGAGUCGCGCCUGGAUGCUGAAACGGCUAUAUUUGUAAGACGCACUUACGUUGCUCCGGAGGUUCUGAAGGAGCUACCGUAUAAGAACUAUGACUACAAAUAUGUAACCAAUUCUUGUUGUGAGAAUGUUAUCGGGUAUGUUCCGAUACCUCUGGGUGUUGCUGGUCCCAUUCCUAUCAAUGGUAGAGAAUUCUACGUUCCUAUGGCUACCACAGAAGGAGCUUUGGUAGCCAGCACAAAUAGAGGCUGUAGCGCAAUAAAGAAAAGUGGCGGUGUUUCCACCUGCAUCUUCGACGAGGGUAUGACGCGUGCUCCCGUUGUCCAAUUCCCUACCGCUUUGGAGGCCGUGAAGCUGAAACAGUGGCUCGCUAUCCCUGAAAACUUCACUCUCGUCAAAAAUGAGUUUGAAUCUACUAGUCGGUUCGCCCAAUUACGUACCGUAGAGGUAGCCAUAGACGGAAAUCUAGCCUUUGUGCGCUUCGUCGCUUUGACUGGAGAUGCGAUGGGUAUGAACAUGGUAUCGAAAGGAUGCAACCUGGCAAUGCGCCUUUUAAAGGAGAAGUUCCCAUCGAUGCAAUUGUUGGCCCUGAGUGGGAAUUACUGUGUUGAUAAAAAAGCUGCUGCGAUCAAUUGGAUCCAAGGUCGGGGACGCUCUGUUGUGGCGGAAUGCACUUUGCCAGCUAGUGUUGUAUUGUCUAUUUUCAAAACAACUCCAAAACAAAUGGCUACAGCUUCUAAACUACAGUCGGGCUCUGAUAGGGCUGUGUGUAUUGGCGGUAACAAUGCUCACGCAGCUAAUGUGGUCGCCGCAAUAUUCUUGGCAACCGGGCAGGACUCUGCCCAAGUUGUCUCGUCAUCUAUGUGCUCUACUCGUAUGAAUGUAACCGACGAUGGAGAUUUGUAUGUCAGUUGCACCAUGCCGUGUGUUGAAGUCGGCACGGUAGGAGGUGGAACGAUUUUGAGGCCACAAAACGAAUGCCUUCAGAUGUUGUCAUGUGCUGGACCAUCACCAAAAGAAGCAGGAGAGCAUGCCCGUCGCUUGGCGGAAGUAAUAUGUUCUACGGUGCUCGCUGGCGAGCUAUCUUUGAUGGCCGCUUUAGUCACGGACCAAUUAGUGUCUAGCACACUUUCAUUUAGCUUACGUUCUCUUUCUCGAAAUUUGCUUCUCAGAUCACGUUUGCAACUGUAUCCUUCCGCGCCUGCUAUGACGAUGUCCACAGUCGAGAAACCAGUUCCCAUUCUGCCAAAGCCGCGAGAAAGGGAUUCAGGGCGCGUCAAAAGGACUAUCAAAGUUGAAUGUUCUAACAUUUUAUAG